AUGGCCGACUCAAACAACACUACAGCUUCUCGUCUCAUCAACCUAAAACUCGCUCUUCCCUUCCUUCUCCUAACCUCUCUCCCCGUCUUGCUCUCACUGAUUCUCACAAGCUGGCAUAGCGACUUCGACCCUUCGCCACUUCCAGUGAGCUACGGUUUCCGGUCGAAGGCCGCGGCGGCGGCGGAGGAGCAUAACUCUGUGCUCGGCGUGAGCGAACGAGUCGGUGAAGGGCUUCGGGGACCGGAGGAUUUGGCUUACGAUGAGAAGGAAGGGGUUCUGUAUACUGGAUGUUAUGAUGGAUGGAUAAGGAAAGUUCGGGUGGCGGCGCCGGCGAGGGACGAGGAGGUGGAGGAUUGGGUCGAAGUUGGUGGCCGCCCGCUCGGGCUUGCUUUGGCUUCCGAUGGAAGUCUUGUCGUGGCCGAAGCUUACAGA
Messenger RNA from Dendrobium catenatum, 432 nucleotides. RefSeq names its product protein STRICTOSIDINE SYNTHASE-LIKE 5-like. NCBI's taxonomy places the organism in Eukaryota, Viridiplantae, Streptophyta, Magnoliopsida, Asparagales, Orchidaceae. The record is from RefSeq and is a predicted model, not a curated record. The annotation marks the transcript as partial. The transcript has a single exon.